AUGGCUAUUGCAAAGCUCAAGAUGCUAUUUCAGAAAGGAGAAAAGGGGCCUUUAGAUUCUUGGAUCUUCCAUUUGAAAUACGCCUCCUCAUAUAUGAGUUCGUCUUCGGCCACUGGAAAGACCAGACCACGAUUAUCCACCGGAGAAGGUGUAGAUAUGCGGUUUGCUGGCGGCCACCGAGAGAUAAGGUCCUUGCGAGGAGCCCUAUCUGCCGAAGCGCUCAACGUGCUAUAUGCUAAUACCUGCUUUCGAUUCCAUACCAGGGUUGCAAACCCCGCGGACCACAGCUUCUUCACCUUUCGAAAGCAGGUCUAUGCCGCACACUUUUCAAUGAUUCCAGCUCUCGAAAUCACGUUCUUGCUUGGCCCACCGUACCAGCCAUGGGAGGCCCGGUACCGAGAAUUCUGUGGCAUCCUUGCUGCCAUGCCAAAGCUGCGCAAGUUGAAGCUAAUGCUGAUAUCUGAUGACUUUCCUGAAUUCACGCCUUUUCAGGAGGAACGGCAGGCUUGGGUAUUGCUGAUGAAACCGCUCACCGUGAAGACGUCAUUGAAGGAGCUGGAUAUUGCACUUUUGAUUGAAGUCGAGGAGGGGAUGCUUUUGGGGCCGAUUAAUAUAUUUUCUCACACGGACAGCUUGAAGGGUUGA
Molecule: messenger RNA, 645 nt
Organism: Uncinocarpus reesii 1704
Lineage: Eukaryota; Fungi; Ascomycota; Eurotiomycetes; Onygenales; Onygenaceae
Exons: 3
Coding region: 1-645 (214 amino acids)
Source: RefSeq, a predicted model, not a curated record